GAACAUUACGGUCAUGUUGAUUGCGAUUGACGAGCUUAUCUCAGAAUUUAAACCGCCCGUAGAUAUUCUAGACGUAGAUGAAAAUGCCUUCGUGUACGACAUAAUGAGACUUUACAACCUCAGCGGGAGUCUUCCUUUUAAGAAUCACGUGCAUCUACACUCUUUUAAUAAAGAAGUACAAGAUAAAGGUGUGCUUGAUGGUCUCCGUGAUGUACUGCUCGCAUACGCAAUACCUUCAAUCCAGUCUGAGGUUUCUAGCAACGUGAGGAUAACAGCGAGUGCAUUGAGAGCUUUAGAUGAAGGCGAUUAUAAUUUAGCAAUUGGUUUGCUAAACUCACCAGCAUUCUUGCACACUUUAGUAACACUCGAUAACUACAAGAUCAUGGAUUUAUUAUACAACAAUCCUACUAAUGAAACACAAUUAAAACGCUCAUCCCGCGUUAUUUCCUUCGUUAGAUCCUCAAGGAACACGAGUGAUAUACUCUCAAACGAGCGCUGUGAGAGGAUAUACGUUAGCGCAUUAGCUAGCAAGAGUAUACCUGCAGCUAUGAAUUACAUAAAUGGCAGACAAAGCGGUCUCAAUCGUUCAAUCCUCAUUGAAGAAAUUCUCAAAGUGUCUCUUCUUCCAAACCCAGUUGCUAAGCUCUUAGAGGAACUUUCAAAACUCAGUUUAACGGAUGGUGAUGUGGAAGUCAUCAGAGCGUUCGCGAAUGGUACUUCUUCACUCACUUCAACAAGCGUUUCACCUUCUUCCAUUGCAGCAGCUCACGAUCUGCUACUCGUGAGGUAUAUACAAGCAGGUCAAAUACCAGACGCUAUAAAGCUCAAUAAGGGUGCUCUCAGUGUCGUUUUGUCGCAUGGGAUUGGCAGUGUCAAACGCGGUCAACUUAUAAGCGAAGCAUGGAGCGUUUUGCCAGGAGUACAAAAGACACUCGUAGAGAGAGAAGUUGGUAAAGAUGAAAAGCAAGAAGAGAGCGAUGAGGAAAUGGUGCAAGAUCCACCACAACCUGAAACCACUCAAGUUGGAUCCUGGAUUGAUGUCAGAUUGGAACAAGAAAAUAAGGUACCUGCGACACCAUUCGCACCUUUGAGAAAAGCAGCCCCACCGGUACUUCCUCAAAGUCCAUUAUCUGGACCUCCAAAAUUCUCAACUCCUACUGCGCCUACAUCGACGCCCGUCAGGAAUGUUCAAACUAAGCACAAGGUUGCCGAAUCACCAUUCGCUCAGUUGCUUGGUAAAUCUAUCGCAAGAGAGAAAGAAAAGAAUGAACAAUUAAACAAGAGCAUCAAUAAGAGUGCGUUCGAAAUACCUAGCGUAACUGAUAUAGCUUCCAGGAGUUUGUCAACCCCUGCUAAGAGAACACAGAAGAAUGUUCAUACACCUGUUGUUCAGACCCCUGAAGCUGGAAAUGAAAGUAAAGAUAAGAUUACCGAUUUACCUGAUCUGCAAGCGCUUCAGAGUGUGAGAAGGACAAGAAGUGUUAUGCCAUCCGUCAAGAAGGAGGACAAGAGGGAUGAUGACGAUGAUAUCGAAGUCCCUGGAUCAUAUCCAUAUACACCACAGCCAACGAAACAACAGCAGUCGCAACGUAAUCUCCGUUCAACCACUUUGAGAUCUUCAAACAGACGUACCAGCCUAAAGCGUAAUUCUGAUGACGUCCAGAUGGAUGAAAGUGACGAUGAUGAGAUUGCCUUGCCUGGUAGUUACAUACCAACACCUCAACCUGCUCGUGGACGUAAGAGUUCUGCUGGCGGACCACCAAAAAGUGCUGUAAAGCGUGCGACAAGACGCACAAGCAAUGCCGGUAGUAACCCACCUGCACCUGCUGCACCAUCAACUACUAGACGUCAAACUAGAUCAUCAAGUAGAUUAAACAAUUAAGAUAUUCUAUAUAUUGAUAUUUAUACAUUA
This is a messenger RNA of Wallemia mellicola CBS 633.66, 1912 nucleotides long. RefSeq lists its product as hypothetical. NCBI's taxonomy places the organism in Eukaryota, Fungi, Basidiomycota, Wallemiomycetes, Wallemiales, Wallemiaceae. The record is from RefSeq and is a predicted model, not a curated record. The coding region runs from base 14 to 1882 and encodes 622 amino acids. The transcript is spliced from 3 exons.